This is a messenger RNA of Anopheles darlingi, 1950 nucleotides long. RefSeq names its product ubiquitin-conjugating enzyme E2 J2. NCBI's taxonomy places the organism in Eukaryota, Metazoa, Arthropoda, Insecta, Diptera, Culicidae. The record is from RefSeq and is a predicted model, not a curated record. The transcript is spliced from 3 exons. The coding region runs from base 484 to 1239 and encodes 251 amino acids.
UUUUGUUAAGGAAAGAUGCGGAACAUCCGCAUGUGAUUACGGCUAAAAAUCGCAUCGCUUUUGUCCGGUUUUUGUUGUACUUGCAGCUACUAGCGUUGGUCAGUUUCACAACCGUUCCCGCGUUUCGCUAGUUACGAUUCCAGAUUUGGGUUUAAAGUAGAAGCGGACACCAACCCAAUCAACUUCACUCGGUUCGGUGAAGGAUGACGUGUAGGAACGUUUUGAUUAGUGUUUGAUCACCUUGUUUUACUACAUCCCCAAAGUGGUCUAGGAAAGCGGAGAUACGUGGAUCGAGAUAUCGGAGGGGGUUCGAAGAUUCCAAGGUCCAGCAGCUUUCAGUUUCUUCACUGUCCAAUUCUAGCCAGCGACCUUCGCCAAAUUUGAUCAUCAUUUUGAUCGCUGUGUUUGUGUGCGGCACGACAACAUUGAACCCGCUUUCUGUGAUAUCUGACCCUAGGUGAUACGAGGACAGCUUGUGCCACGAUGACGAACACGAAACCGACGGCCACCUGCCGGUUGAAGCAGGACUAUAUGCGUUUAAAGCGCGAUCCAGUACCGUAUAUCACAGCGGAACCGCUACCUUCGAACAUUCUCGAGUGGCACUAUGUAAUUAAAGGCCCGGAAGAUUCUCCGUACUACGGCGGAUACUAUCACGGUACGCUGCUGUUCACAAAAGAGUUCCCCUUCAAACCGCCGUCGAUCUACAUGACCACACCGAACGGGCGCUUCAAGACAAACAAACGGCUCUGCCUCAGCAUUUCGGACUUCCAUCCGGACACCUGGAACCCGGCCUGGUCGGUGGCCACCAUUCUGACGGGGUUGUUGAGCUUUAUGCUCGAGACCACCCCGACGAUGGGUUCGUGCGAAACGACAACGUACGAGAAGCGCCGUUACGCGCAACACUCGCUGGCAUUCAACAUGAAGAACGAGGUCUUUCAGGAGCUGUUUCCCGAAAUUUGCGAGGAGAUCACGGAACGAUUACAGCAGCUCGAAGAGCAACGAAAGCAGCAAUCCGCAACCGCCAACGGGGAAAGUGCCACCAAUGCCAGCAACGGUGAAGUGCCUGGCAGUACAAACGAUGUUGCCGAGACUCCCGACGGUGGCCUUUUCGUGCCUGGGCGGCCCGGUGCGGACGAUAGUAACAUUUGGCAAUCGCUUUGCACCAACUUGGUCGUACUGGGAGGUUUCGUGGUGUUUGCCUGUAUCGUGCACUAUGUGAUCAAGAGCAUAAACAUUUAAUAGACGAUACUGGACUUUACCGAAAGCGACGAUCGACUGUUGGAUACGAACCGUGGAACGGGGGCACUCUUCUGUAUUGGUCACAGACGUGCGAGUUCCACUUUUAAAACCCCUAAAAACGUUGGCCGCUGAUGCUAUACGAUGGAUGAGAGCAUGAGAUGGUAGAGCGGCACCGGUGCGAGCUAAUUGUUACGCUUUAAUUUUAAAUUAUCAUCGUUAAAUGGAUGGUUUAGGAACGCACGAGCGGCGAAGGAAAUAUUUCAAUGUAGCUAGUAGCAGCGAGUAUAAGCAGCAUGUCGGUGCGUCUAGAGCGGCAGGCCAAUCUCGUCGUCGUUGUCGUUGUACAUGCAACAUGCAAUACCAAAAUUCUAAGCAAAGUGUCAGUUGAGUCAGUUAGGGCAGGCUCAAAGAGGCGAAUGGAUAACAUUAAUAGGCUGCUAAGAACACGAGUUACACGUACAUGUAAUCCCUUUGGUCUGUUCUUUUUGUCGCGGAGACGGUACAGCACAGGCAGAGUUUUGCUUUGCGCCGAACCGUAGCGUGGCCUGUACAUUAGCGUCUUCAGCUGCAAUAGUGUAUACCAUCAUAGUUUGAUCGCAUUCACUGAUGUCCAUCGGGCAAAAUACAUCGGCGCAUGAAGCAGCAUGAAACGCGAGAUGGAAUCGCGAAAGAAACCAAUGUAAUAUAUUAACAUUAUUCUAUCGACGACAA